Molecule: messenger RNA, 3567 nt
Organism: Vicia villosa (hairy vetch)
Lineage: Eukaryota; Viridiplantae; Streptophyta; Magnoliopsida; Fabales; Fabaceae
Exons: 13
Coding region: 1-3567 (1188 amino acids)
Biological process (GO): proteolysis
Molecular function (GO): nucleic acid binding; cysteine-type peptidase activity
Source: RefSeq, a predicted model, not a curated record
AUGGUUGAUUUGUUGAAAGAAUACGUGGAUGUUUUUGCUUGGAGCUAUCAAGAUAUGCCUGGAUUGGAUAUCACUAUUGUAGAGCAGAGAUUACUGUUAAAGCUAGAAUGUCCUCCUUUUAAGCAAAAGUUAAGAAGAACUCACCCAGAUAUGGUAGACAAGAUUAAAGAAGAGGUACACAAGCAAAUCAACGCUGCUGCUGCUUCCCCCAAUUUAGUUUUGGUUAUUGAGCUUUGCAGUACUUACCCAAAAGGACUAAGAGCUUGUCUUCUUGUGCCUCAAAAUGACUUCCACAAUGAUGUUAACAAUUUUACAGAAGUAGGAGGGACUGUUGUGGACGGUCAAAUUUGUCAUCCAAGAAAUUAUGACUUCUAUAUGUGUGCUCAUGCAGGAAUGAAUGCAUAUGAAAUCAGUCUUGCCUCUAAAAUUCCUUUGGAGGCUAUUGCUAAUGCCUUAAAGAGGAAUGAGAUAGAGAAUUAUCAACCAGCCAAUGGGGACCCUUCUUCUCAACUCAUGGUAAAGCCGGAGGCAACAACUGGUUUGUCUCAUGGUGGAAAAAGUGGAGAAUCUUUUUCUUCACUCUCGAUUUCUAUAUAUAUGAGAACAAGAUCUGCGGCACGAAUUGUUAACAAUGACCAUUCUGAUGAUUUUGUUACAAUCAUAGAGGAAGACGUAAAUGAUCGUACUGCUGCAGUUGGGACUGAAGAGGCAGAGGAUGGAUUUGCUGACAUGAGAAAUAAGAAAGGCAAAAGAACUUCAUCAAAUAUAUUGCAUAGAAAUAUGAGAACAAGAUCUGCGGCACGAAUUGACAACAAUGACCAUACUGCUGCAGUUGGGACAGAAGAGGAAGACUUGAAUGAUCAUACUGGUGCAGUUGGGACAGAAGAGGAAGAGGAUGGAAGUGCUGACAUGAGAAAUAAGAAAGGCAAAAAAACAUCAUCAAGAAUAUUGCAUAGGUGUUUCCCUAAGAAGCUGACAGAAUUAGUUUUGUUGUUGAACGAGGGAAAGAAAGAUCCUAGGAAGAAAGAAGACUGUAUUAAGAAAGAGAAGUAUAUUACGGAAUGUGGAUUUGGUGGAUUGUUAAAACUGAACAUCACCAUUAUCCCGGGGGUAUUUGUAAGUUGGAUUUUAGAUAACUUUGACGAACAUAGGGGAAUGAUUGUCAAUGAAAAUGCAAGAAUUACAGUUGGAGAAGAAGAUGUGAAGAGGGUAUAUGAUUUGCCAAGGGGUAAGAAGAUAAUUGAUUUGGAAAAGGUUGACAAAUCAAGUAAAGAAAAGGUGAAGAAAUUUAAGGAGCAGCUCGGGUACAUAGGGGAGACUUAUGAUAGUAUGAUCCACAUACAUACCAAUGUUUUGUAUGAAAAAUUGAUGAAUUUUGAAAUCACAAAGAACAAAGCUUGGGCAAAAGGUUUUAUAUUAUUGGCUAUCGGAACCAUUCUUUGCCCUACUACUUCAUACUUGAUUAGUUUGAACUAUGCUACAGUGUUGAGCGAAGUAAAGAAAGUUAGUAGCUACAACUGGUGUCAACACUUAAUUCAACAUGCCAACGGAGGGAUUAAGAAAGAUGCAUGUUCUGGGAAAGCAGACUUCCACUUUCUUCUAGUACAUUUUUUAGAUAUGGUGCAAACAACCAAACAAAAGGAAAUAGUUGAAAAAGCACCAAGUUGUGGAAAUUGGGAGGAUGGCAAUGUGAGCAUGGAGUUGAAGAAAAUAAAGAAGAAGGGAGGUUUCAACAAGGUGAUCAUUCUUGAUAAACAAGAUUGUGAUAUUCCAGAAAGUAGUAUGGCAGCAAAAGACAUGGGUGAUGAAGUGAUGCAUGACAAAAUUGCUGAGACUGCAAAACGUAGUAGAGAGAAAGUGAUCCAAAGAAAAGGGAAAAAGCGAAAGACACAAAAUGUGGAUAAUGAAAUGAUGGAGGCUCAUUUGGCUCCACAAGACUACGCAUUAGAAGAGGCUAAAAAACAAAUAAAAAUUUGUGAUGAAAAGCUGAAGUUUUGGGCAGAUUGGAAGACUUAUUGGGUCAAACAGGCAGAGGAAGCCGAGUCUUCAAUGAGAAAAGGAAAAGAAGUUGGAGAAAAGGAGCAUCGUUCUAAUACGGAAAAAGAAGUUGGAGAUAAAGAGGAUGCUGCACAUGAGCCUAGAAAUGCAAGUCCUGAAUUGGUUGAGAGUGAAGACAAUGAUUCGGAUCAUGGGCUUGAAGAACAAGCUGCAAAUUUAGUUGAUAAAGAGGAUGAUGCAGAACAGCCCGGAAAAAAAGAUGAUGCAAAUCAGCCUGAAAAAGAAAGUCAAGAGAAGCAUGGUGAUACAGCUGAGAUGAAUGAUUCUGAUUGGGGUCAGCCUUCUUUUAGUCUAGGAUUCAGUACUCCUAUAUCAUUGGAAGAAAGUAGAAAGUCACCAUCUGAUGUGGCAACAUACACACUUAUGGAGAACAUACCACAAAAUGAACAGAUUCCGCUUCCAAAAAGGAUCUCAGCAUUGUCACAAUACUUUAGAUCCCCAUAUGUAAUGCAAAUGAAGAAGGCAAAAUUGAGUGAGGAAGACACACAAUUGGUCAACUAUGCAUGGACAUUGGCAGAAGCAAAUGGAGGAGCUAUGGAGGUAUUGUUCCAAGACAAAUGCAAGAUGUUAGACAACCUUAACAGGGGAUCCUUAUUUUGUCUCAAGAAGGAUUGUAAGUUAGAGGGGGAUGUCAUUGGAAACUAUUUUAGUUUCUUGAAUAAAAAAGAGAUGAUGAAAGGAAAGAUGAAAAGGUUGAUAUUCCCGGUUACAUAUGAAUUUGAGCAUGGCGUCAAGAUCACUAGACGCAAAAAGGAUCAUAGAGAAGCCCAUGUAGUGGCCGAGUAUGCAGAAGAUUUAAUAAGACAGCUCAAAUACAUGGAUUUUAAUGAUAUAGACGUGGAAAAUCCUGAAUAUUGGUUUUUCCCAGUUUAUUUGAAGAGUCACUAUGCUGCAUAUGUGAUUGAUUUCAAAGAACAGAGGUUCGGAUUUCUGAAUAGUUGUGAAAGGUUCACAUUUCGAAAAGAAGAUGAAUGGGACAACUGGGGGAAGUGGAAAGUGAGAUAUGGGAUGGAGUUGAUAAAUGCUAAGAGAAAUGAACCUAUAGACUUUAGUCAAUGGAGUUGGGAGGAUGUGAAUUUGCCUUUACAACAUGAUAGGAAAUCAUGCGGGCUAUUUGUUCUGACAUAUAUUGAGAAAUGGGAUAGCAAGCAAGCUGCAAUUUGGGAUUUUUUUAAGCAUUGGGAUAUGAUGACAAAUGAAGAGCAAGAUGAUUUUAUGGAGAUUCAAAGAGUAAAAGUGUUGCUAGACAUCUUGAAGCGUGAGGACAAUGAGUUGCUUCAAAACUUGACAAAGUUAGCUCUGACAUUGGCUGAAGAAGAGGCUGCAUGUGCUAUGGAGGAUGACUUGGAGAAAGAAGCAGAGAAGAACAAAAAAAAGGUGAAGACAAAGAAGUCAGCCCCUAACUUGGGUGAAGAAGAGGAAGAAUGUUCUAUGGCACAAGUCCUUGAGAAAGAAGCCGGGAAGAAGACAAAAAAACAUAGGACAAAAAGGAAAAAAACUCUAUAUUGA